Molecule: messenger RNA, 1269 nt
Organism: Paramecium sonneborni
Lineage: Eukaryota; Ciliophora; Oligohymenophorea; Peniculida; Parameciidae
Source: the annotation of a GenBank genome assembly
UAGGAAAUAAAGAAAGUUCACAUGUUAUUCUACAUUUGCAUCCUUGUAUUGAUAUCUUUAGUAGUCUAUGAAAUAUAUUAAUACAAAAGGCCUGCAAUAAGAUUGAUACAUAAAGAAAGCGAGGAAAUAAUAUAAAUAUUAUAGAGAUGUCCAUCAAUAUUUACAUACUUUCCUACUCCUUAUUUGAAUGGAUUUCUACAUACAGUGCUUUCUACAUUUAAGCAUCCUAAUGAGAAGCAUUCAUCAAAUAAGGAGACUAUUGAGAAUACUGGAAUGUCAAUAGAUUGGAUAGAUAGAGGUCAUGGAAUAGACAAGAAUAAACCUUUAUUAUUUAUAAUGCCAGGAUUAACAGGAACUGUUGAGGAUGGUUACAUAAAUACAAUAGUAAGUGAAGCUCAUAAAUAACAUUUCCAUAAUAUUUGUGUCUAUAAUUAUAGAAUCUUAUAGAAAGGAGGAGAUUUCACAUUUAAACCAAAAUAUUAUAAUUAUGGAUUAAAUAUGAAUCCAUUUAAUUAAGAUGAUACUUAUCGUGAUUAUGAACAUUUUGAAGAUGAUGUUAUUUCAAAUAAGAGAAUAAGAGUUGAUUUACCUGCAGAUUUACAUCAUUGUCUAAGUUAUUUAAAAUAGAAAUACCACUUUAAUAAAAUAUUAGCAAUAGGUUGUUCUUAUGGAGGAGCAUAAUUAGGGAAUUAUUUAGGAAGAUUUCAUAAUAUAACAUUAAUUGAUGCAGCUGUAUUAGUUGGUGCUCCAAAUUAAAUGUUAAUUAAUUAAAAAUAUUUAUCAUAUUUCAUGGAUUUAGCAUUGACUAAGAUUUUAAAAAGGAAAUUAAAAGAAUGUAAUCCCAAGGUUGAAUGUCAUCUAAGAUAUCCUCUAGAAUGUUAGAAAGUCAUUAAUAGAGCAUAUUCAUCAACUUGGAUAAGUGAAUUUGAUGCCAAUUUUGUAAUACAGUUAUAUGGAUAUAAAAGUGUUAAAGAUUAUUAUUAACAUUUUUCAUUAGCAAAUAGAUAUCCAUUAAUAAAUGUAAGAUUAGGUUAAUUUUAAUAUUAGAUUCCAACUCUAUGUAUAUGCAGUGAAGAUGAUGAUGUGUGCCAUAUUAAAGCUUUGUCAGAGAAUCUAUUGUAAUAGAGUUCUAAAAACUUGAUAUGUAUAGCAAAAGCAGGAGGACAUAUAGGAUUUUUAGAAGGAUGGAAGACUGAAUCAAUAUGGUUUCCUAAACCAGCUAUGGAAUAUUUAAGAUUAUUUGCUGAGAUUCAUUAUAAACAUCAUUGA